AUGAGUACAGCUGACUUAUCUCAUAUACCGGGAAUCAAUGCCAACUCUAAAAUUAUAUCUCCCCUCAGCAGCGACAACUCUUCAUCUAGUCCCAAAAGACUCUUUCUCAAUAGAGCAGUAAAAGCUUUGACGUCCAAAAACUCCUCUGGAACUAAUCAUUCAAGCGAAAUUGAGUCCAUAAUUGAGCCAAGGAACAAAAAAAAUUCCAGUAUGAGACACUCUCACGCAUCUCUUCCUUGUCUUAGUACUACCAGUAUAACAGCUCUUCCAUUGACUCGAUCACAUUUCUUGGAUGUUUAUAGUAAAGGCAAGUGGAACUUAUCCACAGUUCCAGCUCCACCAUGUUUUGAGGGAAUUGGUAUUCUUAAACCUCCAGAAGCCUACCACGAGGCAGUACGUCUCGGAAUUCUAGACUCACUUAUAAAUGCGAAACAAUGGGAGAACCAUAGUGCUGAAUUUCUUGAAAUCAUUAAAAAGGUAACAAGAAUUUUCGGAGUUAAAGGUGCCUCUAUUUCACUUAUUUCAUGCAAGUUUCAAGAAGUAAAAUAUCAACACAACCUUGGUUUUGACAAGUGUCCUAGAUUUUUGUCAAUUGAUGCCCAUGCCAUAUUGUCUAUGUCGGAUUUUGUACUGCUUGACGCCUCUAAAGAUUGGAGAACUCAAAAAAAUCCAUUGGUUCAAGGACCUCCUAUGAUCAAAUUCUAUUGCGGGGUACCAAUCUGCAGUCGAACAGGACAUGUGAUGGGAAUACUCGCAAUUUUUGAUGACAUGCCCCGUUCUUCAUUUGAUACGAAUCAAAUCAAAGUUCUUCAGGGCCAUGUCUCAAAGAUCUGGCAGUUGUUGGAAACUAGUGAUAAUAUGCUAGACGAAAAAGAUAAGGACAAAAAAAUGGAGUCGAUAGCCUCGCCUGCGGGAAGUAAACCUCUGUUGCCAACAAAUGGAACUGCUAACCCCCUAUUCCAGCAGAUCGGCAGAGCGACAAGCAACUCUAUCUCUAACACAAGUUUCAAACUUGCAGGGGAUAUUUUAUUUGACAAAGAUAGAUCAGGAUCUGCAUAUCAGUCCAGCAAGAACUUCUCCAUUUCAAAACAUGAUUUGGCUUGUGUUUACCGAGACAGAUUUGAUAAAUGCCUCUGGCAAAAACUAUUGGAAAGCAAAAGUAUGAGAAAAGCUGCUGGCAUCUUGUGUGAACAAAUUUGCAUACAAAACGGAAUUAACCUUGCAUAUGUUGCGGAAAUAAGAGUCGUCGAAAGAUUCAAAAUCCGUCAGUCAUUCUUUCCCCCAAAGAAUAAUUCAAUCCUGUAUGAUAAUUACAAAUAUCAGGAUCAGUUGGUAAAAAGUGGAGAACCACGAUGUGCAAUUCGAGUCUACGGGACCAACUCUGAUAGGAGGUCGAGCGUACCAAAUUUGAGCCUGGACACACAAUUGCAUCUGUCUGGCUUCAAGUCAAAGUUAGGACUAGCCUUUCAAGGCAGGGAUCCAAAGUCAUACGUUAAAUCAGGUAUGGUCGUUCCAUUCUUCAAAGGCAAUGCUAAAUUGGUUAAAAAAAAACCUGAGAAAAAGUAUCUGGAUACUGAUAUGGUCGAAUUGAACUUAAAAUCCAACGGCUUUGUUAUAGUCUGUGUUAACGAUAAUCCGAAUAAAAUCGCAGAAGAAAAAGUUGAUGGGAUACUAAAAAAUGCAUUCUUGUUCAGAAAGAUUUUUCUGGUGUAG
This is a messenger RNA of Komagataella phaffii GS115, 1713 nucleotides long. Its product is annotated as U2-snRNP associated splicing factor with similarity to the mammalian splicing factor SAP49. NCBI's taxonomy places the organism in Eukaryota, Fungi, Ascomycota, Pichiomycetes, Pichiales, Pichiaceae. Gene Ontology annotation, molecular function: protein binding. Bases 1 to 1713 code for a protein of 570 amino acids. The record is from RefSeq and is a predicted model, not a curated record. The transcript has a single exon.